UGUACUUGUCGCAUCGCGUCGUGCAACGCGGUGCACGUGCCAGAUGCAUAUACACUGACAGAGCACUCGCAGAGCAACGAGCAUUUGUUGUCUUUCCUCCACCGCGACCAUCAUGCCACAUAUUCCUGUCCUUUCUCAGAUUGGCAAUCACGGCGACCAAGCUCUUCCGAGAGCAAUUAUCCUGGAUGAGGAUUCAAAAAUCAAACAAGAUGAUGAACAGUUGGCGUAUUCUUACAGCACUCGAACGUUCGAGAGGUACCGCAAACACGCUGGUCAAGAUGACGAAAAUCGCCCCAACAGACUGGCAACUUUCGAAGCCAAUAAAUAUAAGCAUCGCGUCCUCAGCUUUAACGACAAUGAGGACUUGAAAAGGGAGAUUGUGAAUGAGUUUGCUGAGCAUGCUGGGCAGGGGCAUCAAGAGCCUCCAUGGGCAACAGCCAUGAAGAAUGACAUUAUUGAGCGGAUUGAGAGACUGGAAACUGCUGUUGAUGAACUUCGGGUUGAGACUCGAAAAAUAUGGACAAGUGUCCAUGAAAUGAAUGCUCGAGAACUGCAGGAGCUCAAUACACUGGCUGAAGAUGGGAAAUUGUAUGAAGUUCCAUUGAAGGAUGGGAGGAGGCACUGGGGAAAAGCGAUGACAUUUAGUCGGCUCUAUCCUGAACGCUUGUCACCAACGGAUGUUGAGGUUGUUUUACCUCGACUCAAUUCCGUAUCGGCUGUAAACCACCUUGGAGAAAAUCAGGUGCGAGGGUACCUCCAUGGCUACUAUGGUGAACCCCUUGACGAAGCAGCUGAGGGACAAGGGUGGAAGGAAAGUACGAAUUUGAGAGAAAAACGCAGGCUUGUGUUGGUAGCGAUUGGUGCUGACAAGCGCUGAGCGCUGAGCUGUUGGCAGUCUUGGGUUGGAGUGGGGGCGAUAAUGUGUUUGUAAUUCAGUUGGUUUCUCAGUAAUAUCUGUAUAAUAUCAAGAGAAUUCUAGCAGG
Messenger RNA from Marasmius oreades (fairy-ring Marasmius), 983 nucleotides. RefSeq lists its product as uncharacterized. The coding region runs from base 113 to 877 and encodes 254 amino acids. Lineage: Eukaryota; Fungi; Basidiomycota; Agaricomycetes; Agaricales; Marasmiaceae. The record is from RefSeq and is a predicted model, not a curated record. The transcript has 6 exons.